Anisakis simplex (herring worm) is the source of this 873-nucleotide messenger RNA. The record is from the annotation of a GenBank genome assembly. NCBI's taxonomy places the organism in Eukaryota, Metazoa, Nematoda, Chromadorea, Rhabditida, Anisakidae.
UCAAAUCAUGAAUAUCGAUGGGCAAUUUGUUUCGAUUCGUUGCAGAAAGGUACAACCCAAACGGAAUCCAGAUCGCCAUCAAAAACACGUGAAUGUAAUCGCCAUGAGAGUGAACAUGAAGAGUAUGAAUCAACGGCUACGCCAGAUUUCGAUUCAUCAUAUAGUCGCUACGAAUCAAUCCGUGAAGCCAGCUCCAACCGGUUCAGACCACACUUAUUAAGAUCGCUAACUUCGUCCGGUAAAUCGACCGUAGAGCCAGUGCUUAGUGGAAGUGCUGCUAAUCGACUGGAGAGAACAAAGUCAUCGUCAGUUGUCUGGGCUUCCGGAUCAACGGCAACUGGCUCGUAUUCACCGAUAGUCGAACAAAUUCUUGGAGGGCGACUGAAAAGAAGACCAAUUCGAGAUCACCGCAAUCGAGUUUCAAGAAGAUCAGAGUCUGAAGAAGAUGAAAAUGAAGUCGUAUCGGGAAAUGAGAGCACCAAGAAUAGCUUGUCAUCGAGUGAAGAAAGCGACGAGGGCUCUGGAAUGGAUUUACGCAGCUCGACACUUUUGCAAUCGAAUGCAUCUGAUACAGGAGCAACGAUGCAACAUCCAGCAGCAUCGAGCAGGCUAUCAAGUUCUAAAGCUUCAUCAAGCUCGGCGUCAACAGGAGUGUAUGAAGUGGAAUCUCAGUCACAUACAUCCCCAUCAUUGUCACCAAUAUUCUCAUCUUCAACUUCGUCGGAUCAUCGCAAAAGCAAUGCAGCCAAACAACUGGAAUCAUACGAUAGCAAUGAUGGUAUCCCGAUCACAAAACGUCGAACUGCUUCACAGGGCUCAUUCUUUGAUCAGGUGCCUUCUCUAUGCAUUGCUCUCGAUGAUUGCAUCACCUGA